This is a messenger RNA of Notothenia coriiceps (black rockcod), 925 nucleotides long. It is a transcript of the gene vgll1l, whose product is annotated as vestigial like family member 1. The record is from RefSeq and is a predicted model, not a curated record. Bases 212 to 796 code for a protein of 194 amino acids. The transcript is spliced from 4 exons. Gene Ontology annotation, cellular component: nucleus. Gene Ontology annotation, biological process: regulation of DNA-templated transcription. Lineage: Eukaryota; Metazoa; Chordata; Actinopteri; Perciformes; Nototheniidae.
CAGUGAAGGAAGUAUGUUGCCGUAGAAGAGACAAGGUUCUUAAAAUCUUAUCAAUCACUCUGAUGUUUAAACUUAAGAUAGGGGACAUUUUUUACAACCAUUUUGACGGCUGCUUAAGUACGUGAACAUCAUCAGCUUUGAUCCUCCGGUAAAUGUAAGGACGCACUCACUGGUCAUCUUUGUUCAAUCAUCAGGUCAGUCACAGCUGACCAUGGAGGACAGAACAGACAGUCCCAUAGCUGUGAAGGUGGAGGAGCACUCUCGGUGCGUCAUCCUGACUUAUUUCCAGGGGGACAUCAACAGCAUGGUGGAUGCUCACUUUAACCGUGCUCUCAGCAAAGUCUGCAAGGCCAAGGCGCCGGGAGGAAAGACAAAGAAAAUCCGCAAAACUAUUAAACUGGAAGACAACAGCCCUCAGGGGAGACCUGCUGACUGUUUCUCAGACUCACAGGGCCCCCCCGCAGCAGGACGGCUCCUCAACUUCAGCCCUGUAGAAGACACUCCUGGAUCGUGGUCCUCGUUCACCACCAGGGCGGGAGAGGGCCCGGGGCUGCCGUCUAUCGCCUACUCUCUGUCCCCAGAAGGGCUGAGUCUUACUGGACAGCAAUACGCCACAUCCCUGCUGAACCUGCUGCAUAUUGACCAGGGGCAGAUGGGACCCAGCAUGGCCUCCAGCUCCAAAACAGAUCUGCACCCCAGCUGGACCAUGCCUCAGGGAUUUAGAGACCCUGGGGACCCCGCUGUGGGCUUUGAACAUGGACGGCGUCUGGAAAAGAAGGACUUAUACUGGUAUUGAGGGGAGAGGGGCUGCAGCAGCAGUGACAGGAAACACCACAUACCUGUGGCUCUGCAAAGCCAACUGGCUUUCGGUUAAGCUGUCAGAUAUUCUCUCGACAAACAGGCGUCACUGAGUGUCACCUGAGAA